Microthlaspi erraticum is the source of this 726-nucleotide messenger RNA. NCBI's taxonomy places the organism in Eukaryota, Viridiplantae, Streptophyta, Magnoliopsida, Brassicales, Brassicaceae. The record is from the annotation of a GenBank genome assembly.
AUGAAAGCUCUGAUUCCUGGAGAUCAGUUGUUGUGUAAACCAUGUUCAAGGUUGACAAACUCUAAACACAAUUGUGGUAUAUGCAAGAAGCUAAGGAACCCUGUGGGCAGUCAAACCUCGGUGCGCUGUGAUAGUUGUAAAGUAUGGGUACACGCAGAGUGUGACCAUAUAUCAGAUAAGGAUUUGAAGGGCUUGGAGGGAACAGAUUACGAUUGUCCUACUUGCAGAGCUAAAUUUAACUUUGAGUUAUCACAUUCAGGAGAACCAGACUCAAAGUCAAAACUUGGGAAAGGCGAUGAUCGGGUGGUUCUUCCUGACAAGGUUACGGUUGUAUGCUGUGGAGUAGAAGGAGUAUAUUUCGCGAGUGACCAUUUAGUCGUAUGUAAGUGUGGCUCGUGUGGACCUCGAAAGAAACAAUUAAGUGAAUGGGAAAGGCAUACUGGAUCAAAGUCAAAAAACUGGAAGACCAGUGUGAAAGUCAAAAGCUCGAAGCUGCCACUAGAAGAAUGGAUGUUGAAUUUAGCAGAGUUACAUGCAAAUGCUACAGAAUCUAAAGUUCCUAAACGACCUUCCAUAAAGCAGAGAAAGCAGAAGUUGCUUGCUUUUCUGUCAGAGCCAUAUGAGCCGGUCAAUGCAAAGUGGACAACAGAACGAUGUGCAGUUUGCAGAUGGGUAGAAGAUUGGGACUACAACAAGAUUGUUAUCUGCAACAGGUGCUGUUUAUAA